AUGAUCUCAUCAUCAGUUAUGGGUUCUGUGCAAUUCUCCUCCUCGCUGAUUGUCAAGAAAGUGGAAAUGGUUUCUUCUGUAUCUCCACGGUUGCGUAGAAGACUCAGUGGGAGAUCGUCUUCCACGUCGAAGCCAUCGUUUUCUUCUCAUCCAUCUUCUGUUGCAUUGAAUUGUUCAGGCCAUAGAGGCUUCCUAGAUUUUUUGAGGAGAGACGACGAUACG
Molecule: messenger RNA, 222 nt
Organism: Brenthis ino (lesser marbled fritillary)
Lineage: Eukaryota; Metazoa; Arthropoda; Insecta; Lepidoptera; Nymphalidae
Source: the annotation of a GenBank genome assembly